AUUCUAUAGUUUAUUUGCAUUCCACAUUUUAUUAAAAGUUGGAAUAAUUGUGGAUACGGUUUGAAAAUUUGUAUGGCAUGUUCAAUAUUUUAUUGAAAAUAGCUUACGUAAAUAUGUUGAAUUUUGUCCAGCUAAUUUAUCGAUAGGUAUGCCGAAAGAAAAAGAAAGCAAAAUUAAAUGGGAAAAAAAUCGAAGACAUCGUUUAAAUGAAGCUUUCAAUAAUCUAAAUAAAGUUCUGCCUUGUUUUGAUCCUUCAGUAAAACUUUCUAAAAUUGUUAUUAUUGAAAAUGCCAUAUCCACUAUAAAGGAUUUGGAUGAAAAGGUGAAGAAAAUUUUAUCGUCCGAAAGUGAAAAAGAUGACACCAAAGUUGAAAUUAUUACAAAAUUUGAAUCAAGAAUUAAAAAACUUCAUUUAAGAAAUGGAUUUUUGAGUAAAGUUAUUAAUGAUGCUGGAAUCAAAAUUCCCGCUGGAUAUGGCACCAUCAAGAAGCGGUUGCCAAAGUUGUCAAACAAAAUCACACCGCAACAAGCAAAAUUUUUGCAGGAAAAAGCAGAUAUUGAAAAAGAAAAUGUUGCUAUACGCAAUAGAGCACCUCCUAGGAAGAAAAAGGCAAAAAUCAAUGACACUUCACCUCUCAGGAAAACAUUAGUGGAUAGCUUGAAGAAUAAGACAGUUAUUUAUAAAAGCAGGCGCAAAUUUAACCAAGUUCCUAAUCAAAAAUGUGUAAUUAUUCUCUCUCAGCCUGGACCUGUAAAUAAUCAGUGUUAUAUUAUAGCAGGAAACUCAAAGAAAAAAACACCAACAGUAUUGACAAAUUCCACACUGCUUCGAGCUCCGCUUGCCACUCCAAGUGUUAAGCCAUCGAUAUUCCCAAAUGCACCAGUCCAAGGCCUUGGUCCCGGAACACUGGUAUUAGCAAAUGGAACUGUUUUUCCCAUUAACCAAAACCCCCAAUCAAUAUCCACUCCGACUAUAAUUACCACUCCAAUUCAAAAUAAUUCAUCAGCAGUAAUUAUUGUGUCAAAAUUUCCAACAACAAACACGAGCAACAAAGUCGUAGUGUCCCAGUCCCUUACUACGUGUCAAAAUGUCAUCUACAAAAAUAAUGUGGCUAGGAAAGAUUCUUUACCAAAACUUAAACCAAAGUCAUGGUUGACUCAGACAACCCAAGUGAUAAAACUCCCCAUACCGGCACUGACUUCAAGAUAUAAUUCGGUGCAACAUUUAAAAAAUAGCGGUGUAGAAAAAAAAAAGUCUUUUAAAGGAACAACUGUUAAAGAUAAAGUUAAAUCUAGCGACAACCAAGAGUUAAAGAAAAGAAAAUCUGAUUUAGAUACAAAAACUAAUAUAAAACGACCAAAAAAUGAUUCUCUUGAGGAGUCCACUAGCGAAGGUAGCGGUUUAGUAGAACCACCUUGUACCAUAUCUAGUAUAGCACCCAGCAAUCAAGUAAUAGACCAGGAAAACAUUGUUAAACCUGUGUUGGAAGCUGCAAUUCUUUCGGAUGUCGGUCGUGAGAGUAAACAAACAAAUUUGAAUUCUAAAAUUGACUGCUCAAGUGAAUUGUUGCCGACUUCUGAAUCCGGAGUUUCAACAAGUCAAACGGAAGAAAUCAGUGAUCAAACAAAAGAUAAAUCAAAUUUUGUAGAUACUGUAACUGCUGUGCCUUCCUGCCAACAAGAGAUCAUUGAAAAUGUCAUGUCAGAUAUGUGUAAUACUGAACACGCCGCGUUGCAAGAAACAUCAAAUGUUGUCACUGUUGAAGAAGAAAAACUUAAUACAGACCUUCCAGUCAUGGAGACGGUCGAUAUUGAAGCACCCACAACUCAAACUGCAACUGAAGGGAUUAAAAAUAUUGAUAUUAAUCUCGCACAUUCGGAUCUCUCCAAUGAUAUUUUCGCUUCCUUGCAAGUACCGCCUGGUUGUCAGAAUCCAGAGUCGACAUCACCUACUGCGGCCUUUUUGUUGGCAUUCCCGCUUGUUUCUACAGGAGCAAAAGUAACGGAAGUUAUCGACGAAGAGAACCAGUGCGACAGUCAGUCAGAGACGCCUAAUUUGCUUCAGAUAGGCUCUUUGGAUUCGUCCAAGCCUAAGCAAGGCAACGCCGAAAAUCUUACGCCUAGCCUUUUAAAUAUAGAUAAUUUUUCGUUCUUCUCCAGCAAGGAAAUUUGCGGCGGCUUUUACAAUUCUUAUAAUUCCACGUCGACUAACUCCGUUGGUAAUAGUAACGCUAACGCAAUAAAAGACGUAAUUUCUACACUGAAUGAUUGCGAAAAUCACACUGUAGUCGCAGUUUCCUCACAAGCGAGCUUGGUUCGGGAUAGAAAGCCUGAUUCUUCCGCAGGAAUGAAAGAACCUUUUGAUAAGGUAAAAACUACUAAACAGGAACCCAAAAUGAACGAGUUUAGUAACUUUGAAACAGCAAAAUGCACUAAUACGAUUUCUGUGUCUAAUUGCAACUCGAACGUAACUCACGAGUUUCCCCUAAAUUAUGAUUCCGUAAAAGGUCAAACAGGUGGCAGUUUUCAUGGUCGAGUUCAAGGUAAUCCGCAAUCGACGUCCGAUUACGGCGACCCCCACAAAUUAUCCGCUCAAUAUAGAUCUGAAAAGGACGCAAACGUAUGCAAUCAAAAUCAAAUAAAUUUUCAACAUGCGAGUAUUAACAAUCAUUCUUUGAAUUCCAAUACCGACAUCGAUAAUUUUUCCAACUUUAACAACUUAUUGUUGCCGACGGCUUUAAGCAACUGUAAGACCAAGGACGGCCACAUGCAAAACACCAAGCCAAAAGAUUAUUUGAACAAAUCCUACGACUUCACCUCCAACUAUAACAAUCAAAAGAAUGGGUGUUCUUACGCAAGCGUGGAGACUAACAAAAAUAAUAACGCGUUUUAUAGCAACGCCAAUAAUUGCUCUUAUAGUUAUCCUUCCGAUCUGAAUUUUCCCAACAACUACUUUAAGAACGUCUCCGCUAACGAACCCAAAAGCGAUUACGCAUGUUACGACAACUGCUCGAACUACAGGAAGCCGGACAUGCACGCGAGUAACAAUUAUUGUUCGAAUAUUCAACCGAUCAAAAAUGCCUACUCCAAUAACCAGACGAAAGCAAAGCCCCAGCAAAGUAAGCCGAUAAACUGGAUGACCGGGGAUAAUUCGGCCAACUGUAAGUUUGAUUAUUUCGUGCCGCCAUUUUCGAAGGAAAGUGAUUUCGGGCACAACUUGUAUUACAAUUCGUUUGGUGGCACCUCUGCAGCGACCACUACGUACUUCGGUACUCCAUCGAUAUAUACGGCUACGGAUCACAGCAGUAACGCGAUUACCGACCUGAAGAAGAACAUCGACCUGCCGCUGUCUCAGUUUAACUACAACCAAAAAACGGACGCCGACGAAAACCAAUUCUCUUGGUCGCCUUCAAAGGUUCCACAAUUUCUUGACCAUUCUCACUCUUUCGUUUCGUCUUCUUUGCCUACGCUGGUCGGAGAUUUGGCUUUGAACACUUCCCAAUACCCUGAACCUAAAGUUACAAAAGACAGAAAAGAGAGCGUAACGAAAAUGGUAAAUUAUGACAGCCAAAUAAACCAGUCGAAUUUUUUGUCCGUAAGCCAGCUAGUUGAACACUCUAAAGAUCCGGCACCCGUCAAAACGGCGGCUAGGAGGAACAGCGGCAACGCCCGAACAAAGUCGACUACCCCGAAAUGUAAAAGGGCCAAACAAGACGCGAAAGACGCGCAGAUUUAUCAGAAACCUAGCAAAAACAAUCAAGUCAAAAACGCUGGCAGCUUUAAUAUAAUCGAUCCAUACGACCAGAAACAUCAAAGCAAGAGUAUCGUCAAAAACGUCUCCAGCAGUUACUCUGCGGAGGCGCUGAUAGGGCAUCAAGCCCAGUCCAAUCACAAAACGAGCGUAUCCAAUUUCUUGCCAGAGAACAUAAUCUCUUACAUUCCGUCCAUGGAUUCCCAAGCGUCACAAGCGAGUUGUUACAUCCAGCAGAAUCAAAAUUAUCAAACGACGUCAUUUCCUCAUAAUCUACCGCCUUCGUUCCAAAACAACAGCUUCACGACCAAGAGUUUCAUCCCGAGCGUUUCGACGUUGACGACCACCUAUUUGCCGACGACGGGCUUUCCGCAUGACGGGAACGUUCAAGAAUUCUAUACGGACAGCUUCAACGUGUUUCAAAAUAACGGGGCGUGCAAAGACAAGUCAUACAAAGAGUGCGGGAAGCAAACGACGAAAGUGGAUAAAAUCUUGAACGCCGGAAAUUGCAAAAAAGCGACGCGGAAAAAGAAUCCAAACGAUAAUAUCUUACCAGCGUUUGAUAUCCCGUUUCUGUCUAUGCCGGGCAGCAUUAAUUCUCCCAUUUUACCGGACGACUUCCAUCACACUACCUUUUUACCUCCAACUCCAUACCCUUGCAAAAAUCCGCUGUAUCCCAAACAGAAUACGGACCUAAGUGGAGGCGCGUUGUUGCCGUCUUUUCCACCGGUGACAGGAACUAAAUCUGGUCUGCAGCACCCGGACGUUUCACCGUCGGUCAAUUCGGGGGGCACUUCUUUGACCAACUUCAAUCUGAGCACGAUUUUUCCAGAAAUUACCAAGGGACCGUUGCCUAAUGUUUAUCCAGACCAUCGAGGUAAAGAACAGUCGAGAAACUUUGCAACUACAUCGUCCAAUCAAGUACCUUUCAUUAGUAAAUCGUCAUUUUCUUUUAAUUCUUAUAGCACUUCUUGAUUUUUGCUCUGGUUAUACGCUCGACGUCAGUUGUAUAUUUUGUAUUACUGUAAACGUAUGUAAAUAGUAUUUAUUUCAAGUACCUGAGUAAGACACCUGUUUUAUUGAGUUAUGUAAAUAAAAACCUAUUUGUAAGUUACUAAAUUAUUACACCUUUAAUCUCAGUGAACUAAGAUUAACGGUCGUGCUGCUCUAGAUCUUUUUGUCCAUUUUUUCCGAUUACAAU
Messenger RNA from Cylas formicarius (sweet potato weevil), 4952 nucleotides. RefSeq lists its product as uncharacterized. The coding region runs from base 149 to 4726 and encodes 1525 amino acids. Gene Ontology annotation, molecular function: protein dimerization activity. NCBI's taxonomy places the organism in Eukaryota, Metazoa, Arthropoda, Insecta, Coleoptera, Brentidae. The transcript is spliced from 7 exons. The record is from RefSeq and is a predicted model, not a curated record.